GAAAGAGUGGAGAGGUGCUCUAAAAGUAAAAUAGUCUUAGGAUAUUCCCAUGCGCCGCACCGUCGUCAUCUGUGCGGCAACCCCUGAGCGGUACACAAUCCUAGGUACAACCCACCCACGCCCAAAACGUACGGGCUUCGGCCGAGACAAUAAGAUGCGCUCCAAACCGAGUGACAACGUGGCCUGGUAUGAUAAGGGUCCAGUGGAGUGGCUCCCGCGUCCUGUACGCCUAACAUACGACCACUUAGACCGCCUACGCGACUGGAUGAUGCGUGAGACCCUUGAUGGUCGUACACAGGAAUUCAACCGAAUACGUGCGCUGCACCGAGAAUGGUCCCAACAUGUGUUGAUGCCGGUUCUUGGGGAUGUUGAGCCCAAGUUCCCGACUAACUUAUUUAAACAAAAUCACUGUGCCAAGCGACGCUUUUUGGUUCGCUGGCACAAGGCUAACACUCCACAACACUGGGUAUGGAUGCCACGUGGCCCAGCUAUGGUGACCCCACUGCAUCGCUCCAAUCCAUCGCAGUUCCCUGAAAAUUGGCGGCAUCUUAUGCGUCACAACAGCCUGAGUGGUUCAUUGCAGUCCAACGAGGGAUAAGGAAAGGAGGGAAUGUCUGCCUAAGCUGUAUUGGGGGCGUUUCACUACCAUUGUUACCUAUCAAUUUCAUGUGAGCCUAACAUGUGGGUAAUGGUAACUAAUUCAAACAGAUUUUUUGUAAGUUUUUCCUUUCUGUGCUUACUAAAAUCAUAGUGAUUUAAUGACAUUUGUAACAAGAAGAAAGUGGGUAGCAAUGUAUAAGACAAUGAAUCCAUUUGUCUUUCUGAUGGUCUUGAGGAGAAACUAAAGGAGCAUUCGUCUUCAUUCAGUUCUGUCCAUGGACUGCCCUUUGGUUCUUUUUUUAGUCUUUUGCACUCCAAUUUCUCCUACGUUUUGGAAGGGGAGGGUACAGUAUCAAUUGUAUAUGCUGUUAGGUAUCGUACUUCAAAUGCCCGUCUGCGGUAUAUGUGGAU
Messenger RNA from Phytomonas sp. EM1, 1011 nucleotides. The record is from the annotation of a GenBank genome assembly. NCBI's taxonomy places the organism in Eukaryota, Euglenozoa, Kinetoplastea, Trypanosomatida, Trypanosomatidae.